GCUAAGCGUCGAAAAACAUGGGACUUCUAGAAAAAUCUCGAUUUAAAUGAUAUUUCUAAUCAUUUCACAACGGUUUUCUGUAACUCGUGACGCCAAUGAAUUGACCAAGACUAGUUAGAUUGCUAUUUAUGUAAAUUUGAUUCGGUUAUUUAACCACAAUUAUGGAACAAGACGUCGAUCUGCCGAGGGUGAAGUUCGACCCUGACGCUGGUAUUGAUAGUUCUGAAAGUCAGCGUGACUGUGACAGCGAUGGAUCCAUGGUCAAACCCAAGAAGAAUGCCGCUGAUCGAGAGGAAUCGCCUCCAAGAGUUACACGAGAUGUGAAGUCAACCGCUGUCGUCAAAUACAGCAAUGUUCAAACUGUUGCAAACUUCUCUAAGCUUGAAGAAGAUACUGACUUAAAACUACCGCCUGCAAAUUGGUUGCGUAGUGGUGCUAAUGUUACUGUCCAUAAUACAAUGGGAACAAGCAAAACUAAGUUUUCUAGUUUUGGUAUGGCCAAUUCCUGCCCUGAUACUGUGGGUGAUGUGGACGUCAUAUCAGCUGCCGAGAACAUCAAGGACCUUCUCAAGAUUCCGUUCAGCAAGGGUCAAGUUAGCAUAGCGGUUCAUCGGAUUGGUAGAUCACUAUUUUUAGAUGAAUUUGAUGUUUAUAGACAUUUACGAUCAGCACCACAGAGUGGUAGAAAAUGGUUGAGGAACUUCAUACUACAGCAAAUAUUGAGAGAUAAUAAGAAAUUCACUAGAAAGAAGAAAACCAGAGAUGUUUUGCACAGUAGAAAUUUACUUUCUAAAUUCUUGUAUUACAGUAUUGACAGUGUACCCGAAUCGGAUGGCGCAUGUAAUAGUACGUAUACCGUGGAAGAACCGGACGAUAUAUCACCUGACCAAUCAUCAACGAACUCAUCAUCCCAUACUAUCAAGGAUGAUAUAUCGUUUUCAACUGGUGAUAUAUCACAGUCCCAUCAAAGUGAAUUUGCCCGUCAAGUUUUAUGGCAAUUUGAAGACAUCCAGAUGCUGAUAGGAACUGACUUACCUAUAUUUGGAGGUGGUCAAUAUCCUGCUGUCAGUCUCAGGCUAAGAGACAUGAGUAAACCGAUCAAUGUGCUCACUGGAUUAGAUUACUGGUUAGACAAUCUAAUAUGUAAUGUACCCGAGUUAGCCAUGUGUUAUCAUCUUGAUGGCAUAGUCAAGAACUAUGAACUGUUGAGAACGGAGGAAAUCCCGCAAAUUCCGGAUUCGCAAUUUUCACCAACGGUUGUCAAAGAUAUUGCACAGAAUGUGCUUUCAUUCCUGAAAUCAAACUGCACAAAAGAAGGGCAUACGUACUGGUUGUUUAAAGGUAACAAUGAUGACGUUGUUAAGUUGUACGACUUGACGUCACUGUGUUCUGAGAAUGACGUCAACAAUACGUGGGAUAAUCCAUUCGCUGUGCCUGUUGCAUUGCUGUUGUAUAACGGAUUGGUCAACUAUUUCACAGUUACUAAAGAAUUGUUUGAGUUUGUUAGACAAAGACAAGAAUCCGCAGGUGCUGUUUCUAGUGUCUUAUCAACCUCAGCUGUUGAGAAGGAAGGACAGGGUUUACUGGAAUCUAUUCUUUCGCUGUGUGGUGAUGUACAUGUUAUGUUGGCUGCUAGCAGUUCCGAUAAUCUCAUUUCACACAAGGAUAAUUUUCUACAAUCACCUGAAUAUGAGAAGUUUAUCAUGCAGAGUGUCCAGAAAGAAGUUAAUUACAAUAAUUUUGAAUGGGCAUCAUCUUGGUCUAUGGAUGCAGCUGGUUUCCUAGCAACCAGCAUCCGUUGCUAUGAGUUUUCUGUAGAGUUGCUAUGUGAUGAUAAGGAGAAUGCAGACUGUAUUAUAAACAUCACAAGGAGACUGGCAAAUUCAAGAAAUGAACUUGGUAAAUUGUACAUGAAACAAGCUGUAGAUCUCGCUGCUGCUGAUCAAAAUGAUGAUGAAAUUCCUAGUCAAGAAGAACAGGAGCUGUGGAAAAAGAGUUAUAGUUGUUUUGACAAUGCCAUUCAGUCAUUUGAUGCUGUACAUGAUAGUAUUAAUCAAGCGUUAGUUAAUUGUAAUGCUGGAAGACUAAUGAGAAUAUGUGCACAGGCUUACAACAUUGGUAGAUUUAGUCAACAAGAGAGACACUACUACAAUAAG
Molecule: messenger RNA, 2156 nt
Organism: Saccoglossus kowalevskii
Lineage: Eukaryota; Metazoa; Hemichordata; Enteropneusta; Harrimaniidae
Product: erythroid differentiation-related factor 1-like
Biological process (GO): positive regulation of DNA-templated transcription
Source: RefSeq, a predicted model, not a curated record